GUAGUUGCUGCUCUCGUGGUUGCUUCUGCCACACACUCAUACACCGCCACCGCAUUUCUGCCCUUGACUCCAUAUUCCGAAAGUCAGGAUCCAUCUGAUAACCGUCGCCCCAACCCCACCGCGUCGACGCCGUCGCUGGUUGCAGCUCCGUCGCACACUGCACCGCCAUCCACGGCUUACUCUCCCAAACGCCACUGCACAUUGCAGUCUCUCAAUAGAACUAUUCCAAUUCUGCCGCACCAGACUGCCUUACUUGCAGUGUGCCUAGAAUAUCGCUAA
Messenger RNA from Gryllus bimaculatus (two-spotted cricket), 279 nucleotides. The record is from the annotation of a GenBank genome assembly. NCBI's taxonomy places the organism in Eukaryota, Metazoa, Arthropoda, Insecta, Orthoptera, Gryllidae.